AUGGUUUGGAGUGACUUCAUCCAAGGAAUUCUCUCUCUUUCGCUCAUUGGACCUGGAAUUGGAGGGAACGUCCUGAUGUUUGUAGGACACGUGUAUAUGUUUGUUCGAGGUCCUGAGAAACGAAACAUAGACCUUAUUCUCAUGCAUCUGGCUUUCACUAACGCAAUGAGCCUUUGUGCUAAAGGCGUUUCUGAUGUAAUAUCGGCUUUUCACUUAAGUAACUUCCUAAGUAAUGUUGGUUGUAAAGCGGUGAUUUACCUUGAGAGGGUGGCACGAGGUCUUUCGAUCUGUACCACCUGUCUCCUCAGUGUGGUCCAGGCCACCACCAUCAGUUCCAAGGCCACCACAUGGACCAAGUUCAAACCUCAGACUGCACGGCAACUUUUGCACUGUCUCCUCUGCUUCUGGGUCUUUAAUAUCCUGAUAGGCUCUAACUUGCUGUACUACAUCACAUCAGUCAACAGCAUGAACAGAUCUGCAGUGACAUAUUAUGUUAAAUAUUGCUAUAUGCAGCCAGCCGAGCCAAUAGUCCGGUGGCUCUUCCUUACUCUCAUGGCUGUGAGGGAUCUCAUGUUUCAGGGCCUGAUGGGUUGGAACAGUGGUUGCAUGGCUUCUCACUUGUAUGUCCAUCACAAGUGUGUCCUCUACCUACGGAGUUCCAGGUUCACAAAAAAGAAAACCACCAGCCCAGAGAUCAGAGCUACACAAAGUAUUCUCCUUCUCAUGGCCUGUUUCCUUUUCUUUUAUUGGGCAGAUUUCAUUUUCUCCUUCUACAUAGGCUCCUUCUUGACCAACGAGCUCACAAUAUUUAAUAUAAAAAUAUUCUUAACACUUGGGUAUGCCAGUCUCAGCCCUUUCAUGUUAAUUGGCAGGAAUGUCCACCUUGUUCAUUGCUGGUAA
Molecule: messenger RNA, 900 nt
Organism: Echinops telfairi (small Madagascar hedgehog)
Lineage: Eukaryota; Metazoa; Chordata; Mammalia; Afrosoricida; Tenrecidae
Product: putative vomeronasal receptor-like protein 4
Biological process (GO): G protein-coupled receptor signaling pathway
Cellular component (GO): membrane
Molecular function (GO): pheromone receptor activity
Source: RefSeq, a predicted model, not a curated record